Oreochromis aureus is the source of this 2529-nucleotide messenger RNA. RefSeq names its product BMP/retinoic acid-inducible neural-specific protein 3-like. NCBI's taxonomy places the organism in Eukaryota, Metazoa, Chordata, Actinopteri, Cichliformes, Cichlidae. The transcript has 7 exons. Bases 16 to 2400 code for a protein of 794 amino acids. Gene Ontology annotation, biological process: negative regulation of mitotic cell cycle; positive regulation of neuron differentiation. The record is from RefSeq and is a predicted model, not a curated record.
GUCGCUGGGUGAAGCAUGAGCUGUCAGAGAAUCAGUCAUAAGCGGCUGUCUCUGCUAUGGGAGGGGGCAGCUCUCAGCCUCUGGCUCUGCUGGUGCUGCUGCUGGACCUCCAGGGCUGCCACCGCCACUGGAGCCGCAGCCGCCGGACGAGGCGACGGCUCCCCCGGCUCCCUGGGCUGGCUGCUGUCGGAUAAGGGCCCCUUCCAGCAGUCCCUGGAGUACACAGAGGCUGCGGAGAGGUACCAGCAGGGCUUCAGCACCAGAUACAAGAUCUAUAGGGAAUUUGGUCGAUGGAAGGUGAACAGCCUGGCUGUGGAGAAGCUGGACAAUUUUGGUGGCGGCAGCGGUUUGGCUCUGCCCCUCGACCCCGACUUUGCGCACGCCAUCCGACAGCUGGGGAGGAGACCGACCCUUCAGAUGAUUACAGAGAGUCUAAUCAAGAAAUACGGCACCCACUUUCUCCUCUCUGCCACUCUGGGAGGGGAGGAGUCUUUGACAAUAUUUGUGGACAAAAGGAAGCUCAGCCAGGAGUCUUCACCCUCAGGGGGCGAGGGCAGCCGAGGCAGCAACAGGAACUCAAAUACUACAGGGACCGUGACCCUGGAAACUCUCCACCAGCUGGCUGCUUCCUACUUCACAGACAGAGAGAGCACCCUGCGGAGGCUACACCACCUCCAAAUUGCAUCCACUGCCAUACGGGUGACUGAAACAAGAACCGGGCCGCUCGGAUGCAGCAACUAUGACAAUCUGGACACAGUCAGCUCCGUGCUGGUUCACAGUCCUGAAAACAAGAUUCAGCUGCAGGGGCUGCAGGUCAUCCUUCCAGGCUAUUUGCGGAGCCGCUUCAUUCAGGCAGCGCUCAACUACGUUGGCUGCAAAUCUGAGGGCCAGUUUGUUUGCCAGAACAGUGACUGCUGGUGUGACUGCAGCGUGGACUUCCCACAGUGUAACUGUCCUCGCUCUGACCUGGCCACUCUGGAAAACAACCUGCUGCGCAUCAGAGACACCUGGAGGCUGACCUACAAGGAGUUUGAGGAAUCUGAGGAGUUCCAAAGCUUCGUUGGGAACCUGCCAACCCAUUUCGCUGUAAACACAUCUGUCGUGGAGCACUUGUGGAGGAUGGAUGCCAACCUCCUACAGCGAUACAGGCAGCUGGAGACCAGUACUAACCAGCUUCUCACCAGAGCGCGCCGCACCGCUAACAAGCUCUUCAGCCUUAGCAAGAGGUGCCGAAAACAACCCAAAAUGAUCCAGCAGAGGCCCAGGCCUCUGCAGUUCUGGCUGAGCUACGCUCUCUCCAUCUUGUACUGCAGCGAGAACAAUCAGGUUGGUGUUUACAGCGAUGAGAGCCGCAGCUGCUCCUGCCCCUACAACCAUCCACCUUGCCAGGGUCUGAUCCCCUGCUCCGUGGGUGACGGUCCCCGCUGUGCCUCAUGUUCCACAGAGAACCGAACUCGAUGUUCCAGCUGUAACCCCGGCUUCACGCUUACCCAGGGAGUAUGCCGGUCAGCCGUGCCUGACCCCACCGACCCCUAUCUGGGCUUGGAGAGUGACAGAGAUCUGCAGGAUCUGGAGCUGCGCUACCUGCUCCAGCGGCGUGACCCGCGCAUCGCCCUGCAUGCUGUGUUUGUGAGCAACGACGUGCGUGUAAACACUUGGUUUGAUCCCUCGUGGAGGAAAAGAAUGCUGCUCACGCUCAAGAGCAACCGGGUCAAGUCCAACCGUGUUCAUAUGCUCCUCGGACUCACUCUACAAUUUUGCCUCACCAGAAACAGCACUCUUGAGCCAGCACUGUCGCUGUUUGUGAAUCCCUUUGGGGGCAGCCAUUCGGAGAGCUGGACCAUGCCGGUAGGUCAGCACGGAUACCCCGACUGGGAGCGGACCAAGCUGGAUAUCCCCUUGGACUGCUAUAAUUGGACGUUGACUCUAGGAAACAGAUGGAAGAGCUUUUUUGAGACGGUUCAUUUCUACCUGAGGAGUAAUAUCAGGGACCCUGUGGGAGUGACAGGAGGAAACAGGAACAUGACACUGUACUAUGAGCCUCUGGAGGAAGUGGAGCCUUCCAACAACAUCGGCUACAUGAAGGUGAACAGCAUGCAGCUUUUUGGUUACAGCGUGCACUUUGACCCCGAGGCGAUCCAGGACUUGAUUCUGCAGAUAGACUACCCGUACACUCAGGGAUCGCAGGACUCGGCCCUGCUGCAGCUGGUGGAGCUGCGCUACAGGGUCAACCGCCUCUCGCCUCCAGGGGCCCCUCACGUGGAUCUGUUCGCCUGCCUGCUCCGCCACAGACUCAAACUGUCCAGUGCCGACGUGACCAGGAUACUCACUGCCCUGCAAACUUUCAGUGCCAGACAACCAAACUAUAUGGAGUACGAGGCAAAUAAACUGUGUAGUUAAGCGCCUCCAUUUGAUGUUUUGUACUAUUUCCUUGCCACAAAACAGGCCUGUAUCCAUUGUCAGCUGGAUCAGUUUACAUCAAGUGUGUGGUUUGUUGUCCAAGACUGUGCUGUACAUACACAAUGUGCA